Messenger RNA from Phycodurus eques (leafy seadragon), 5463 nucleotides. RefSeq lists its product as uncharacterized. Bases 84 to 1499 code for a protein of 471 amino acids. Gene Ontology annotation, biological process: negative regulation of DNA-templated transcription; negative regulation of circadian rhythm. Gene Ontology annotation, cellular component: nucleus. The transcript has 4 exons. The record is from RefSeq and is a predicted model, not a curated record. Lineage: Eukaryota; Metazoa; Chordata; Actinopteri; Syngnathiformes; Syngnathidae.
UACCUUACAUUCCUUCCAAUACCAAGCUGGCCAGCGUCUGUCCUUGUGUGACAGGCGUGGCCCAAGCGAAUAACACGGUUAUCAUGCAUGUUAUACUUAUUUUUUUAACCGUCAGUAGAGGCGUCAGGUAUGCUGUGUCAAGUUUGCGAAAGUGUACAAAUCGGGAUUUCAAAACAAGGGCAUGCGAGGUGCCAUUGCCGGAUAAACUUUAUGAAGCUAGUAUGGUGAAAGAGGAGCUUCGCCUGGGUGAGUGCAGUUCUCAUCCUGCAAGCAGCAAGAAUGCCAAAGACAUAAGCAACAGCUCGACUCUGAGGGCAAUGAGAGAGACCAAGGACUCUGACGACUGCAGUGAGCCUGGCUCCCGUUGCAGCUCGGAAAAAGACUCUGGGUACUCCGACAACGGCUCUGACUGGCACCAGACCAAUGUGACUCAGCAGCGGAAUAAAGGUCAGACGAGAGAGGGCGUUGAUGUGACGGAGUCUGGCCAAAGCCAAGAUGGUGGGAAAGGAAAACCUGGUAAUCCUAAACGGAUGCCAGGAGGCCAAACAAUUCAGCCCAUCUACAUCCUCAACAACAUAGCACUCACGCAGCCAGAAACCAUCCAAAAAAGUGGGCAGCUUCUGUGGACAAAUGGCAGCAGCGAAGCCACUGCUUCUGGUAGCACCCACAUGAUCCUUUUCCAGCAGCCCAGCUUUAUGCCCGCCGCCACCCUCCAGCUUCACAAGCCCUCCUCUCUGAAGAACAGUACCACAGGGAAGAAAGUAACCACCUACUUACCCAUUCUCAACUCCUACCCCCGCAUUGCACCACAUCCGAGCAAAAAGCCUCCCGAUAAAUCCUUUUUGAGCGAUGAGGCGUGGAUUUUGAGCAAGAGGGUAUGCACAGAAUACAAAGGAGAUCUCAAACCUGUGGCCAGGAGUCAGGAGCUGGCAGUCUUCACCUUGGAGCAGUCCACUUCCUCUGCAUCCUCCUCCAGUCCCACUCAGGAAACCCCUAAUUCGGCACCCUGCAGUGCGUCCACCUCAGUGCUCACAAGCAAGGGGUCUCAGAGGAGCAGCAACACCCGCCACCGCCGCUUCCUCAACACUGCCGAGAUCCUGCGCCAGUCUGGCCUGCUGGACAUCACGCUGCGCACCAAAGAGCUCCUGCGCCAGAGCAACACCACCGAACGAGAGAUCGCCGAGCUGCGCCAGCACACCGAGCUGCUCUGCCAGGCUUCAAGUAGUGGCCUGAGCGGUGGUGCCGCCUGGCAGAAUGUGCACAGGACCAUGGCCGAGUCCAACUACUACCCAGAUCUGAAAAACCUGAAGUAUUUACAAUCGCUGUCUCACCUGGAAUCAGCUGGCCAGUCGGCCGGUGCUGGAAAAGAGGCUGCGCAGAGCUCAGACUCGACACCGAAACAGAACCAUGCGUGCGCAGAACCGCACAAAGAGUUGACGUCAAGUGAUACUUACCCCGAGGAGGUUGCCUUCAUGCCUCCUGAUAGCUCCACUGGUUAGUGUGAGGUGUAGUGCCUUAGAAGAGAGAGCCACACUCGGGUCCAAGGCUGGACCUGAAAACCAGGCGCUCCUUUCAGGAUUGCGCGUGUGGUGUGUUCAACCCUUUAGUGAAAAUCCAGCAAUAACUCAAUUUUAAAGAAACUUAAACCAGCUUUUUAAUGCAUUGAGAAUUGCGCUCCAUGUUCAAUUCUAGGAGCACAAUGGUCCAUCUCGAUAGGGGGUCCUCUGUUUAUGCCCGAAUUUGUACACAAGUUGGAACACACCAUAGUCAAUCACUAACCUACACUAAUGCAGUAAUAAAGUAAAGUAAAUAUUCGGUGAAAAACACUUCUCGGCCAUAAUUAUAAAACAAUUAAAUUAUAAGUAGGCCUACUGAGGUAACAAGAGUGCUGCCUUGUGCUGAAUGAGAACCAUUGCUUACGCUGCUGCGCGAACUCGUUCAAGAUGCCCUUUGUAACCACAAUGUCGGUACGCCGAGGACCCCCUCCAGUUGCAUCAUCGUCAUUGCAUCAUUCUGUGGACAACAAUCGAGAGGAACUCAAGUCACAUCCAACUGUCAAACAAGACUGAGAGAGCUGAUUUAUCAGACCAAUAUUCCGUAUUUCCCUCUAAUAGUGGCCCCUAGUCUAAUACAGGCCGUGUUUCAAAAUAUCAACAAAUCCCUCCGUUUUUCUAUCAGGGAAAAAAAAGGUCAGUAAUUUACAACUUACACACGGGAAUUAAAUCGUUAACUGCUGAGCCCAUUUGACCUCAAAUGCUAACCCAAAAAGCAUCUCCUACUGGGACACGUAAAAAAUCUCUCAGAUUUGAAUUAAGUGUGGAGUCAUAAACAAGUUCCCCUGUGCAGUAUUUUCUCAAAUAAUGGCGACCUAUCUAAUAAAUAACGUGACCCAAGUAUAGUCACCAGUGUCAUGACAUCUACUUAAAGGGGGAGUUUGAAGAGUUGGAACUGGUGGCAAGAUUUGAACGUAGCCUCACUUCACUGCUACCUCCCUCCUCUCGAGACCAAAGCCAUGCCCCUCAGUAACGUUCACGAGCAUGAUUCUCAAAUUCAUAGAGAAUGCAGAGCCAGCUCCAACAAAAUAGUAGCGCUAGCAAUACUAAGCUGGCAUUAGCACUGUCAACAAGUCAGCGAUAGCCACAGCUGCUACGUUGGCAGCAGGACUUAACGUGAUGGAGUGUUACUAUAUCACUGAAUGUUAUCAGUUUCAAGUUUUAUGUUUUGGAAUGUACUGUGCCGUGAAAAAGUAUUGGUCCUGUUCUCAAAUUCUUAUAUUUUUGCAUAGUUUCCCCACUUUGGUUAAGAUCAUCAAACAAAUGUAAAUAUCGGACAAAUACAAUCUAAGUGAACUUAAAAUACUGUUUUUAAAUGGUGAUUUCAUUUAUUAAGGGGGAAAAAACAAUUCAAAGUUACCUGGUCCUGUGUGAAAAAGUAAUUAAUUUCUGUGAUUGAUGUAACAAUGAAUUCUGCUCUACAACAGAAAAUCCGGAAGAAGAAUGUUCAGCCAUCAGUUUCUGCAGCAGGAUAACAAGCCAAAACACACCAGCAAGUCAACUUCUGAAUGGCUUAAUAAAUAAAUAAAUAAUUGUUUUUGAGUGGCUUGCCGAAGUCCAGGCUUUAAUGUGAUUAAAAUGCAGUGGCGUGACCCUAAAAGGCCCGUUCAUGCUAAAAAAAAAACCUAUUUUGGGUGAAUUAAAACAAUUCUGCAAGGAAGAGUGGGCCAAAAUAUCUCCACAGAUGUGAAAGACUUCAUUCUGACUAACUUAUAGAAAACGUUUGAUUUCAGUUGUUGCUGAUUAGGAUGGUCCAACCAGUUAUUAGGUUUAGGGGGCCAUUACUUUUUCACACAGGGCUAGGUAACUGAAUUUGUUUUUUUCCUUAAUAAAUGAAAUCCCCAUGUAAAAACUGCAUUGUAAGUUCACUUGGGUUAUAUUUGUCAGAUAUUUACAUUUGUUUUGAUGAUCUUAAACAUUAAAGUGGGCAAACUGCGAAAAUAUUAAGCAUUUGAGAAGGGAGCAAAUACUUUUUUAUGGCACUGUAGAAUCAAUCAAUUCAAAACCAAAAUGAGGUGAUAAACCUACCUGUCGAGCAGAAAUGUUACUAACUCCACAUUGCUUCUCAAUCUUCUCAGCUGCCUUAGGUCCCUCCAGCUCUGAAGGGCAACUCCUCUGAUCACCUUUGGUUAAAUUUUUUUGGAUUUUCCGGAGGUGACUAGUCUGCCAUAGUUUCAGCCAACCUCUUAAAUUCUAAGGUAAAAAGUCAGCACAAGGCAACGGUGAUGUUCUCACUGUGAGUGCAUGAUAAAUGAUUGACACCUCAUGAGGCACGCCUUCUGUCUCUAAUUGGUGUUUUUUUUCUCAGCACGGUGGUUUCUUGCAAAUAAAAUUAGAGGCACACGAUGCAGCCAGAGGGCUGUUAAAAAAAAACAAAAAAACACAUUUCAACAUAAUUUUACUCAUGUCGGCAAGGCAGCAUCCACAAUUAGCGCUCCAGUCGACUGAUGUGAUUGCUCCACAAUGUUUUGUAGGUCCAUGUUUGUGUUCCAGGGAGCUAUGUGACUUAUUAGUUCUGCUCAGUCUGCCUUAAUAUUAUUUUGUGGCACCUUGGCAACCCUGACCUGCAAUUGAGAAAAUAAACCCCUGGCCACUGUUACAACUAAGCACAGUAAAAUGGUGCAAGAUGAUAGCUGUCCCACUGACAGGGACAGACGACCAGCAGUAGAAUUGAGCCCUGAAAACCAAUCUCUUUGUGUCAUAGAGAAGAUCACCUAUUGCCCUACAUGCCUUUCUAUCCAAAUAUUGAAACAAUGCCUUAAAAACAUCACACUCCACAAGUUCAACACCCAUCUUUUCUUCUGAUACAACAGUUUUGUUUGCGUUUUCAUUCAGCAGGAAUCCUAAUUGGAAAGUCCGACUUAAUUUAAAAACACUAAACAUCCCCCCCCCCCCCCCCCCCCCCCCCACUGUGCGCACACACAUGCUUUUAAUUAUUUGUGCACUUCCAGCAUUGAAUUGUUCAUACAACUUUUUAAUAAAUGUAAGGUAAAACAGCCAUUUUCAGUGUAUUUUGUAUGAAAAUGAUUGUAGUAAUGUGCCCAAAGCAAAACUAUCUAGUGUAGUACAGAGCACAAUUGUCUCCUUUAUAUAAUGGGAAUAUUUUUAUUUUGUUAUUUUUUUAAAUGGGAGGAACCGUGUCAACCAUUUUAGUAAAAUUUAUUUGAGAAGAUUUCUAAACAAUGGAGUGGGAUACCUUCAUGUACAUAACUGUAACUAUUGGCGUGUUCAAGAUCAGUUCAUUUGUUGUAGUUUUUGCUAUUUCAGAAUCAUUCGAGAUCCUCUUCAGUGAUGUGUUGGAGCACUGUGUCUGUCUUUAGAGUCAGUGAACAGUCAGGCGGCGUGGGCCAGCACAGGCGAUGGAGACGCUAACAGAUGGAUACAAACAACACUGGUGUACUGAAAUAUGCCAAAAACCUAUAUACAACGAACAGUUGAGAAUAUUGUUCUCUUUUUGAAUUCAUAGAACACAUUGUCACUUGGCUCACCUGACUCAGUGUUCCAGUAGUGGUGCUCAGCUUGUACAGCGCCAAGCCGUGCACCAGCAGGAUGGAGGAGAGGGCCAUCAUCCACCCCAGCACGUAGGCCCAGGUGGGGUACACGUACCAGCAGUUGAAUGUCAUUGUCAAAUAGAGAAUAUAUAAAAGAGCCCUGAGGGGAAAAAAAUUCAUAUUGAUACAUUGAGACAAUUCUCGUCUUUUUGGCUGUAAACACCACCACAAUCACUAGUUGGAAUGAAACAAACAAUGUGCCUUAACUGCAGACUUUCAGCUUUAAUUUGAGGGUAUUUACAUCCAAAUCAGGUUAACGGUGUAGUUAGUUUGUAUAUAUGCCCCCCACUUUGUAAGGGACCAGAAGUAAUGGGACCAAUUAGUAAUUACAAAUCAAUAUUUGGUUGCUUUACAGUCAA